AUGUACUUAUUGAGAGUGAGAUUAGUCUCUAGAUUAUUCCGCCCUCUUCAAGAAAGAAAGGCCAAAAAGAAUCAAAAGAGAUUGUCAAAGAACAACUACUUAAAUUGGACAAAGAUAAGAAAAACCCACCAAGAUCUGUUUAUUAUAUACAUCUGUUUGAUUCAAUCCAUUAGGCAACAAAUGACCACUGCUGCAAUGUCCGGUAUUGAGAUUGCUCAAAAACCAGCAACUAUAUUGAAGAGAAGUGACCUUGAGUUUGCAAUAUGCGAGUGCUGUGGGCUGACAGAGGAGUGCACAGAGGCUUACGCUGCUCGUGUUCGGGAGCGCUACCAGGGGCGGUGGAUAUGCGGACUGUGUGCAGAGGCGGUGAAGGACGAGUUUGUGAGAUCAGAGAAAAGGAUUGGAAAUGAGGAGGCUUUAAAUCAGCACAUGAGUUUUUGCAAGAAAUUUAGGACUUUAAGGCCACCAAAGAAUCCCACUAAGGAACUCAUUUCUGCUGUUAAGCAGCUGCUUCUGAGGAGCUUGGACUCGCCUCGGUCAAGCCCAGUGAAGAAGGCAGGUUUGGUUCGAUCUGAAAGCUGUUGUUCUGAUAUGGAUGAUUGA
Messenger RNA from Fraxinus pennsylvanica, 603 nucleotides. NCBI's taxonomy places the organism in Eukaryota, Viridiplantae, Streptophyta, Magnoliopsida, Lamiales, Oleaceae. The record is from the annotation of a GenBank genome assembly.